AUGACGGCUUCGACGACUUCUUCCUCCUCCUUCACAUUGCCUGCCAUCAGCACCGUCUCCAAACGCCACCUCAGUGAUGCCCUCUUUGUGCACCGAGAAGCCGACCAGGACGUGAAGUCCUUUGAGUUUGACGCCACCAACAAGAAGCGAGCCGAGGCGAUUCUGCAGAACUACCCGACAGAGUACCGAAGCGCGGCGGUCAUUCCGCUGCUCGAUCUCGCUCAGCGUCAGCAUGGCUGGCUCCCAUUGAAGGCCAUGAACUACGUCGCCGACUACAUUGGCAUGCCGCGAAUGCGCGUCUACGAGGUGGCCACCUUCUACACCAUGUUCAACCGAACGCCCGUCGGCAAAUACCACGUCCAGGUGUGCACGACGACGCCCUGCAUGCUGCGCGGCGCCGAGGAGAUCCUCGCCGCGGUGAAGGACGCCUGCCAGGGCGACGCCCAGUUCACCGUCGGCGAGGUGGAGUGCGCCGGCGCUUGCGUCAACGCGCCGAUGCUCUCCGUCAACGACGACUACUACGAGGACCUGACCACCGAGGACGUGAAGGCGAUCAUCGGCGAGCUGAAGGCAGGGCGAAAGCCGAAGCCGGGGCCGUCGGCGCGGAGCGGUCGCUUCAGCUGCGAACCAGCGGGAGGGCUCACCUCGCUCAACACGCCGCCCACCGGGCCGGGCUUCAAGGUCCGUGGGGACUUGUAG
Rhagoletis zephyria (snowberry fruit fly) is the source of this 699-nucleotide messenger RNA. The record is from RefSeq and is a predicted model, not a curated record. NCBI's taxonomy places the organism in Eukaryota, Metazoa, Arthropoda, Insecta, Diptera, Tephritidae.